GCCCAGGGCGCAUGCGCAAGAACAGGCGGUUAGGUUUGAAUAGUGAAGCGGCGGCCCCGGCCGAGCCUAAUGGGCGCAGCGGGAGUAAGCGGCGGCCCGGAGGCGUUGGUGCCUUGAGGGCUGGAUUUGGAGCGGAGCCGCGGCGGGUGAGGAGUCCUUAAUGGCGGCGGCCCCUGAGCGGGGCGGCGCGGAGAGAGGAAAAGCACGCCCUUCAGAAAUGGACAGGAUUUAUUCAGAAUCAAAUGAGGAAAAUGAUCAUACAGAACGCAUCAGAAGGCAAAGGCGUUCCUCGAUUUUAAAAGCUCCGCGGAGUCCUCUCAAGGACCUUGGGAGUGGGAAUGAAUUCACUCAGGAUUAUGACACUGAGAAGCGUCGGAAGAACUCUCGCCGUGUCAGCUUUGCAGAUACCAUAAAAGUUUUCCAGACAGAUCUUCAAAUUAAUGUGGUAGAGCCAGAAAAUACAGAGAGAGCAGCAAAUAUAAGGAAUCAAAUCCUGUUUAACCAAAAUGAAGGACCUGAAACCGUUCAGUGCGAGAUUACUGGAAUGGACACUUUGCUUCAUGCCCCAAUCCAGACACCGGUGCAGCAGACUGAGUGGCAUGAUACAGACAACAAUCAAAUGAAUAGAAACAACAGAACACUUAUCUUUUUGGAUGAAAACGAAAUGGAUAUGACAGCUAGUCACACUGCAGUGAUCACACGUAACCUUAAAAGCAAUGAAGAAAUUGACAAACCUAGGAAAAUAGACAUCAAAUCAUUUUUAGCUGGGUUAACAUCUAAAAAUGAAGGGCCAGAAAUGAACAAGGAAUUUCGUUUUUUCUGUGAUCCUACAGAUGCAAAUUAUGCAUGUCCGUCUCUUCAACAGAAGCCAGACUUUGACCCAGUAAAGAAAAUAGAUUUCAGUGAAUUCUUGACAAGCCUGAAGUCAAGUGAAAUGUUUGCCAGCCCUACUCUUGAAGGACCUGACAAGGAGAACCUGUUUUUUGUCCCUUCACAACUUCCAGAAAGUAAUGCAUUUCCUCCAGUGGAGUGUGUACAUUCCCAUGCACAAGAGAACACCGGCAAUGUGACUAGAAUCUUCAGAGGACAAGAUGAUGGAAUGGAUAUUACGAAGUGUCAUGUAUCUAACAUUAAUACCAUGUUCCCCAAUACUUGUGAAGCCUUAUCAAAGCAAUUAGAAUGUGGUGAUGUAACUGUGGCUUGUGGAGAUAUGGAUAUGACUGCCAGCCAAACUGUAAAAAUGUCCCUUUCCAAAAAUAACACAUUCAACAUUGAGAAACACAGUCAGACCAUCAGAAUGGAUUUAUCAUCCAGUUUUGUGUCUGACCAUUCUAGAUUAAAGAGAACAUCUAACAAUCAAAUGAUUGUUCCACAGGACCCCCAAAGGUGUGUUGAAAAGAAAACUGUAAGUGUAGAAGAUGAGGAGGGUAUUACUCAAAACCAUACUAUCUUGAUAGACAGUUACAAAGCAUCACAGACCUCUAAUCAAGGUUGCAGAACAAGGACUGUGGUUCCUGGAUGUGUUUCUUGUGAGCCCGUCUUCCAUGGUGAUAAAACCAUUGUCUUUUCCAGCUGUAAUGAUAUGGAAGUUACUGGGAACUGUACAGUUGUAAACUGUAAUGAAACUUCCAAGGCAACUGGCAAGUCUUGUUAUGAAGCUUUUCAAAACCCAGGAAAUGCCAUCUCUUUGCUAAUGGAAAAAACAGUUUCAAGAGAUGACGACAUGGACAUUACAAAAUGUCAAAUAACUUCAGAUAAUCAAGUUCUCAGGCAAUGUACAAAGAAUGCACACACAAUAUCUUCUGUGCCAGAUAAUGGAAGUGAAAAAGGGAUCCAAAAUCACAGAGCUGCUUCUGAGACUCUGGGGCUAGAUUCAAAUGCAAAUCCUGGUUCUUGGACUUCUAAGGGCACAUUUCGACACAGCACAGUGACCUCUCUGCUCAUUUCAUGGCCAACUGACAAAACAAUAGUCUUCUCAGGGGAAGAUAUGGACUUGACUAGAAGUUAUAUUGCCAAGGAUGUUGAAAAGGACAUUGCAAGUCAACUUCCUCCUGUCUCUGCUGGUAUGUCCACUUCUGUGAAAUUCAAACCUCAAAGUUUUGGUAACAAAUCUAGCUCUUCUAAUUUAAAUGAGCAGGAAGAAAUGGAAAUAACUAAAUGUCAUGCUGUAGUCAUUGACAAUCAAAACACUGGAAUAACUACAAGCCAACAACAUAUGCAGCCUAAAACUAUUCCAGGAGAGAACUGGAACAAAGAAGUGAAUGAAGCUGUAAGUCUUCUAAACCUUGACAAGGAAAACCCUCUUUCAGGAAUGAGUGAUCACAUGGAUAUUAAAAGAAGCCAUCCCAAUCCCAAAACCAUUAUUUUUUCAUCACAAGAGCAAGAGAUGGAAGUCCCUAAAAGCCACACCAUUGCCAGCAAUAACUGUGUGCUGAAACCUUUACAAAGGCAAAACUGUGAAAUAGCUCAACAAUUGAGGAAAAGUCUAGUCAACCCUUCACUUGCCUAUACUAAUGACAAAACUGUUGUUUUUCCAGAUGAUCAAAGUAUGGAUAUAACCAGAAAUCAUACUGCUGCUCUUGACUUUGCUCCUAUUCUAGUAGCACAAGAAUAUGAGAGUACACAUAUUCAGAACAGUGUAAUAUCUAAACCAAAACAACUACAAAAUAAGACCCUCUUAUUUUCUGGUGGUUCUGAUAUAGAUAUUACUAGAAGUCAGACUGCAGCAAUAGAAUGUGGGAGUCUCACAAUAAACUCAAAUCAAAAGGAUGACACUCCUGGAAAUAACCAAAUUCCAGCCCUUGUUGCUCCAAGGUUUUCUUUCACUUCCAGUGAUGAAGCCCUUCCCUCUGAUAUUAAAGGAAAUGUGCAUUUUGGGAAGACAGCGGGAAUACACAUUGACUCAAAAAAUUCCAAAUUGGAACAGCAAAGCCAUACUAUGGUAGCAUUAAACAAGGUACUGUCAAACACUGCAAAUUCUGAGAGACUUUCUUCAACUAGUAAAGCAGCUUCACUUUCUUCAAAACAGGACUUCACUAAAACAGCCAGAACAUCGAUGCCAGAUAUCAAAAAUUCACAGAUGGCGUCUCUUUUGGAAAAGUCAGUUGUUUUUUUCUCUGAGGAAAAUAUGGAUUUGACUGGUAGCUGUGUAGUAAAUGUUCCUGAUACCGUUUUAACAGAAAGAAAAGACAAUACAUUAUUUCCAAAGAAAAAGGACUUGACCUCAUGCCCUACCAUUAUAGCUGCAGAUAGUCUGCAGCAACAAGGAUGUGACCAAUGCCCCUUAAAGCCAUUGUCUCUUUCAAAUGAGAAGACUGUCAUAUUUUCAGUGGAUGAUGAUAUGGAGAUGACUAAAAGUCACACCAUGGCAACAGACCAUAAAAUUUACCUACAAGGCAAGAGGUCAAGUAAUGUAAUACCCUUAAUCCCUGCAGAUAAAACUGUUGUAUUUACCUACAGUGAUGACAUGGAAAUAACUAGACCCAACACUGUUGUAAUUGAUAAACCCAUAGAAAAGGCUGCAUCCCAGACUGUGCCUGAAGUAGGUAAAGGGACUGGAAGGAAAAGUCUGAUUGGAUCAACCAGUGAAAAGACUGUUGUGUUUUCACUGGGUGACGAGAAUGACAUGGAGAUGACCAAAAGUCACACCAUGGCAACAGACGACAAAAUUUACCUACAAGGCAAGAGUUCAGGUAAUGUAAUACCCUUAAUCCCUGCAGAUAAAACUGUUGUAUUUACCUACAGUGAUGACAUGGAAAUAACUAGACCCAACACUGUUGUAAUUGAUAAACACAUGGAAAAGGCUGCAUCCCAGACUGUGCCUGAAGUAGGUAAAGGGACUGGAAGGAAAAGUCUGAUUGGAUCAACCAGUGAAAAGACUGUUGUGUUUUCACUGGGUGACGAGAAUGACAUGGAGAUGACCAAAAGUCACACCAUGGCAACAGACGACAAAAUUUACCUACAAGGCAAGAGUUCAGGUAAUGUAAUACCCUUAAUCCCUGCAGAUAAAACUGUUUUAUUUACAUACAAUGAUGACAUGGAAAUAACUAGACCCAACACUGUUGUAAUUGAUAAAACCAUGGAAAAGGCUGCAUCCCAGACUGUGCCUGAAGUAGGUAAAGGGACUGGAAGGAAAAGUCUGAUUGGAUCAACCAGUGAAAAGACUGUUGUGUUUUCACUGGGUGGUGAGAAUGACACGGAGAUCACAAACAGCCAUACAGCACCAAUAAACCGUGAAAUUGCCCCACAAGGUGAGAGAGCACCUCAAACCCAGUCUGUAGUUCAUGGAGAUAAAAUGGUGUUUGUAUUUAAUCAGGCUGAUAUGGAAAUAACUGAAUCUCACACUAUUGAUAAAACUAUGGAAAGAGUCAUGCAUGUGGAUAGAUUAAAACCAGAUAAGUGGAUUGGACAGGAAGCUUUUUCAAAUAGCAAAACAGUUGUGUUUGCGAUGGGUGAUGACAUGGAGACUACUAAAAUCCAUACAAUGUCCUUAGAUGAUAAAAUUGCCCUACAAGGUGAGCAGACCACCCGCAUUGGUCCUGUUCUUCCUGUUAAUGAAACCACUGUGUUUACGUGUAACCAGGAUAAGAUGGAUAUCACUGCAUCUCACACUGUUGCUAUUAAUAGUAAUAAUCUUAAAGGAUCUGAGAACCAAGAAAUGUCAAGUAAAAGCCACCACCAGCAGAAUUUAUAUAGAACAUCGGCCCCUAUCUGUGGAGAGAAAAUGCGUUUUAUGCAUGCAGAAGAUUUGGGUAAUGGAUGCCACUCAGAUUUUAGGGACAAACAUGGACCGGAUUUCCCUGCUUUAUCAGUUUUAGUAUUUCCCUAUAAAAAGGAAGAAACAGAUACAUUGAAAAUCCACAACGUUGCCAUGGAAAAGUCCAUUGGUCCUGUUACUCUGUCACUUCCUGAAGUCACUUUGGAUAUUGUUCAGGAACCACAGAAUGUUAUUAACCUUCCCAAGGGCAACUCAAGUUCUGUAUACUGCCAGGAUCUGAGAAAACAAGUAAAACCUAAAUCAAAGAGAGUAUCUUUCAAGCUUCCAGAGAACCAAAUAGAAUCCCCGACUUACAAGAUUGAAAGUCAAAGAAAAGUUGCUGAGAAUAACCUCCUGGAUUGUGAUGAAGAAAAUUGUAAUGGUGUGUCCCAGGUUCAAAUUCCAGUCCAGCAGUCUCACUUAUCUAAAGAGAUCACUGAUAGUUUGAACAGGGGUGCAGUUAAUGUGUUGGAUACUGGAAGUAUAGACUUGAAAGAUGAUCCAGGGAAGUUGACUUCAUCUGGACAUGAACGCAGGCCCACAGAGUUAGACAUUGAUGGAUCAGACACUGUUCUACUUUCUUACAAAGAGACUAAGGAAAAUGAGGGAGUAUCUACUGAAUGGGAAAAACUUACAACAGAUUCCCAAAAAGACUCUGAACAGACUAAGCAGUUCUCCCAAGUCAAUGACAUUCCUGCAGAACAAGUAGAUCCCAGCCUUGUGUCUGAAUUAUCAGGUAUUGUUAAUAUUUGUUCAAGGCUAAAAAAUUGUAGAAGGAAGUCUGAAGUUGUCCCAGUCUCUCAAACUGCUGCUGUGUCUAAUCUUGCUGAAACUUUUCCCAAGUUGGCAACACAGCCAGAAGAUCCUUUGAGUUUAGGAAAAGAUGUUGAAAAUAUGUCUAAUAAUGCAUUUUAUAUCAAAGAACAGGAAAAUAUAUAUCUUGAAACUGGAGAUGCUCCUUUAGACACAACACAUACAGAUAAAUGUCAAGUGAGAAAGCUACCCCUAGGUAUCUUCCCGCCUAAAUUGCCAAACAAAAGAAAUUCCACUGUUCCAAGUGUAGAAGACCUCAAUGCCAAAUCAGUGGGCGGAGUAGAAGCUCAGGUUCCAGAAAUAAAUUUAGUCACCAGCAAAACCUCUGACAACAUCUAUCCCAUUGGAAGGCAGAACUUGAGCCCUUCUCAGUAUAUAGAUGAGGAAUUGCUUCCUACAUGCCCAGAGGAAAUGGAUUUAGUUGACUUUGUAAGUUAUGAGCCCCUUGAUGGAACCUAUAAUGAGAUGAACAAAAAAGAGAUCUUUCACAAUCAAAGCUAUCCAUUAGAGGAGCAAGAAACUUUCAGCAACCAGAAGAGAGCUUGGGAACAAGAGGAAGAGGAACUCCAGAAAGGAAAGAAGAUCAAGAGGGCUGAGAGCUGGGAUGGUGAUACCACAAAAGAACAGCGGGCUACCUCCAGCAUCAUUUUGUCUCAUACCCAAGCAGAAACUCGAGAGGGUGAAAAUCCUCCAAGUCUAUCAGCUAAAAGCCUGGAGAGGACCAACUCUAGCAACAGCAGCUGUCUGGAUUCUCUUAAAGCUGACAUAGAUCUUAGUAUGCAGCGAAGCAGUCAGAUGGAGUCUCAGCUUCUCAUGGACAGUAUUUGCGAACAGAAUUUAUUUGAGAAAUUUCAGGAUGGUGUUAUCACAGUAGGGGAGUUUUUUACGCUUCUCCAGGUCCAUAUUCUAAUUCAGAAACCCCGGCAGAGUCAUCUUCCAGCCAAUUAUGCAGUGAACACAGCUCCUACUCCAGAAGACCUGAUUUUCAGCCAGUACAUUUAUCGCCCCAAGCUGCAGAUUUAUGAAGAAGAUUGCCAGGUUCUUUCUCAGAUGAUAGAAGAUUUAAAGUUGUGUGCAGGUGUCCAGGAUAAACUUUUGGUGGAUGUGAAUAAGAGCCUCUGGGAGGUGAUGAGGACCUUCUCUGACAAAGAGCUGAAGAACUUUGGAACAGAGUUGAAUAAAAUGAAAUCCUGUUUCACCAAGAAGAGUAAAGUCCUGGCUCACAAGGGGAAAGUGAAAUUGUAUGACAAUUUGGUGCAGGACACACAGAUCCAAUGGGAGAAACUACAGUCAAGAAUAGCAAAAGUGGAUGAAUUCCUCAGGGAGAUGGAUAGUUGUCUUUUAGCUCUGGAAACAGUUACUAAGUUGGAAGAAUGUGAAGCAGAUAUCAGUGAUCCAGUGGCAGAGUGGGAGUCCAAAGUGAGAAACUCUGAGAAAGAGCUUGAAAACCUCAAAGCCCAAGAAGAAGAGCUUCAAAGGGAUCUGUCAAAUCUGGAGGUUCAGAAGAAGCAGGGGUUUUCUGAGAUAAACUAUCUGCAGAAUAAAGCAAGUGAUUGUGAGGAGCUCCUCGACAAAUACAACUUCACUGAAUGGGAGAUCAGUGAAUGGAGCGAUCAACAGGCAGUGUUUACCUUCCUUUAUGAUUCUAUAGAACUGACUAUCACAUUUGGACCACCAGUGGAUGGUGCGGUUUUCAAUGAAAAUCCCUGCAGAAAGAUUGUUGAUAUGAGCUUUGAAUCUCUGUUGGAUGAAGAAAAAGCUCCACUCUCAUCAUGUCUAGUCCAAAGGCUCAUCUUCCAGUUUAUUGAAAGUCAGGGUUCCUGGCAGACAAAAUGCACAACAAUGCACCACUUGCCCCAGAUGCUGCAUGAGGUCUCAUUAGUGGUGAAUCGCUGUCGACUCUUAGGAGAAGAGAUUGAGUUUCUGAACAGAUGGGGUGGAAAGUUUAAUCUUCUGAAGAUAGAAGUGGAUAAUACAAAAGUGAAGCUCUUGUUCUCCACUUCCACGGUUUUUGCAAAGUUUGAGGUGAUAUUCUCCUUAUCUGCCAACUACCCAUCAGCCCAACUCCCUUUCACUGUCCAAAAACGGAUUGGGAGCCUUGGCCAUGAUGAAAUUUCUGCUGUUCUGUCCAAUGUGCCACUGGGCACCAACUACCUGAUGAGAAUGGUCAAAAUGAUUCAUCAUAACUUGCUGCAAGGUUCCCUGAUUGUUCACUAAAUCCACUCAGGUCAAUACAGUUCUGAAGCUGGAUGUCUGUCCUCUUCAAACUUACAAGAGUUGCCAGCUUCUUUUAGUGCUGUGAGAAUCUGAUUUAGCAACUGACUGUGAAUUGUCCAAUAUUUAAACCACUGAAAUGAAAUCUCAGUAAGCCUAUUACCAAACACCUCUCCUAUACCAAAGCAUGCGGAGGGAAUGCAGAAAUCUCUGUAGAGCCAAGGAGGAAUUUCAGAUGGCUUCCAUUAACUUGUCCCACUUUUCUCAUAUUUGUUUUCCUCUUCCCCAACCCUUCUAGCCACUGCUGGUUGUGGUUUCCCUUUUGUUACACUGCCACAUAAAAGAAAUUCUAGCUCCUAUAACCACCAGAAUUAGCCUGAUAAUUUAUCUCUGGUUUGUUAUUACCCAGGGCUAUUGUCUAUCUUCGAAGGCUUGCAUGACUGGAAGUUACUAUCACUAACUAGCCCAGAUUUUAAGUUUGAUUAUAUCAGCUGACUGGAAUGUCUCUCAGAUCACAGAAACUAUAAUUCUGGUUUCUGCUGCUUGACAAAAUUAUAACUUAUGAAAUUCACAAGUGGCAUGCACAGUUAGAAGUUUCUCUUUAAGGUUACAGAUCCCUGUUUCUAACCAUUGAUUUUGCAGUGCAACAGAACCCAAAGUCACAUGGAUCAAGUUGUGAACUUUCCCUUGUGGAAUUUGGUUCUAAUCAUUCUGCAUGUAGAUCCUUUUCUAUUGCUACGGUGUUAAGCUAUUUGAUGCACUUACUUAGGCUAGGUUCCCUAUUUCUCAAAGGGGUAAGAAGGCUAAAUUUGUAAAUCUGCUUUUGCUUAAUGUGUUCAACAGGUGACAUGGUAGGAGAUGUUCAAAAGGGCUGGAUCUAGCAGGCACACUUCUAGCACUGACCAUUUAAUUACUGUCUUGCUUGAGGCAGCUGUUUCCUUAGAAAAAAGCUCUGUGAUGAUUUUCAUUAAAUAGAUGGACUUUUCUCUGCCUAAACAGAGUCCCAAAUAGUGUUUGCUCUCUUUUUAUCUGCAGUAUUAGUACAAAUGGUUAUAAUAGAAACAACAAAUCCAGCUAAACAAAUUCCAACUAUCUGAAUAUGUCUUGUGAUGUACACUAUGGUCUCAGAAACAAGCAGCUCUCUUAGCUGUAUUUCAGUCAAAUUGAUCAUGUUUUGCUUAAUUAUUUUAUAAUUAAGUUUCUAAAGAACCUUUUAGUAAUUUUAAUGAAACUGACACUACUAGACUUUUUGCUUUACCUUUAAGGAUACUUUAUGGCAAAACUUUUUUAAAAUUUCAUCAUAAAUUCAUGUUUCUUCCAAAUACAAUCUCCUUUACCUGUUCUCCUUUUGUGACCUCAGUGGAAUUAGGAUCCUUGUUUAGCAAACCAUCCAUAUCAUUGCUUCCUUUAACUCUUUGUACUGAUCCUGGUAAUAGAUAAACUAGUAAAUUCUAAACAUUUGCUGAAUGCCCUAGAGAAGUUGGUGUAUAAUUUGCCACAGAAAUCACUAACUGACAUCCUGUCUGUCCCCAAGUUUCCUAUCGAUUGCAUGAGCUGUAAUGUUCUAGGAGCCUUAAGGAACAAUCAGUGCACUAUAUUUCAAAACUAAGAGAUCUGAGUAAUACCUUUGACAUACUCUGGACUGUUUUAUUAGUCUUAAUAGUAAAAUACAUUCUUCAGAUUGUCAGGACUGACAUGGUCAUGUCCUGGGUAAACAGACCCUGUUCCUAUGGUGUUGAAGCAUCUAGCACUUCUCAACUCUCCAUUCUAUAGGUGCCUGACCGUUUCUAUCUGUCUGUAAAAUAUAAUAAUUUUAAAAUGCAUUGAUAUAUUUUUAUGACGUUCUCUGGUUUUUACAAUUUUUCCUUCUACAGAAGGUAGUGAAAAGCUCAUUAAACAUUUGUAUCGUUAA
Molecule: messenger RNA, 9695 nt
Organism: Mauremys reevesii (Reeves's turtle)
Lineage: Eukaryota; Metazoa; Chordata; Testudines; Geoemydidae
Gene: KNL1
Product: kinetochore scaffold 1
Exons: 26
Coding region: 161-7786 (2541 amino acids)
Biological process (GO): protein localization to kinetochore; attachment of spindle microtubules to kinetochore; cell division
Cellular component (GO): nucleus
Source: RefSeq, a predicted model, not a curated record